AUGGGGGAUCAUGUGGCAGAAUUUAACAAAAUCCUAGACUACAAGGAUGUGUUACUCGAAACAAAUCCUGGUAACACUUGUGUUGUGAAGCUUACAGAUUCAAAAUCAGAAAAUGGGAUGAAACAGUUUCACUCUUUUUAUAUAUGUUUUGAUGCUAUGAAAAAGGAUUUUCAACAAGGAUGCAGAAGAUCAUGGACAGUAAUUGGUACUAAAAGCAAGGCCACAUGGAAAUGGUUCAUGACCAUUCUGCAAGAUGAUCUUAAUGUAGGAGAUGAUUCCCAGAUCACUAUCAUUAGUGAUAUACAAAAGGGACUAAUAGUUGUUGUAGAUGAAGUAUUUCUAGAAUGUGAGCACAGAAUGUGUGCUAGACAUAUAUUAGCAAAUUGGUCACAAAAUUGGAGAGGCAUAGAGAGAAGGAAGAAAUUUUGGGCUUGUGCUAGAGCCACUUUUGAGAUAAAUAACAUGGUAGAGAGUUUAAAGGUUUGGAUCUUGGGACCUAGGAACAAGACUAUUGUUUCUAUGUUGGAAGAAAUUAGAAUUAAGGUGAUGAGUAGGGUGAGUAAGUCAAGAGCAUUUGUUGAUACAUGGAUAACUAAAAUAUCUCCAAUGGCAAUGAUGGUAUUCAAUCCCAAUGUAACAAGAUCAAUGCAGUGCAACAUUGAAUGGAAUGGUGAUGAUGGAUUUGAAGUGUUAGAAGGCGCAUACAAGCAUACUGUGAACUUGGAUCAACAGAAAUGUAGUUGCAGAUCUUGGAAAUUAAAAAGUAUUCCAUGUGCACAUGGUAUAGCAGCAAUGAACCACUUGAACAUGGAUGCAUCAAUUUCAAGCUGGUAUAGAAAAGAGACAUAUCUGAAGACAUAUUCUCAUUUCAUUUAA
Molecule: messenger RNA, 876 nt
Organism: Solanum stenotomum
Lineage: Eukaryota; Viridiplantae; Streptophyta; Magnoliopsida; Solanales; Solanaceae
Exons: 4
Coding region: 1-876 (291 amino acids)
Molecular function (GO): zinc ion binding
Source: RefSeq, a predicted model, not a curated record